GAAGCAUGACAUCAUGCACAUCUCCGACCCCGGCAGCAGACUGCAGUCCACGACAGAAUACACCCCGUCCGCAAAAUUACCCCAGAAACCAAGGGCCUGGGACGCCGGAGUGUUUCUGCGGAGUCGGGGAGGCGCUUUCCGUCCGUCCGUGCGUGCGUCCGUGCGUGCGUCCAUCCGUGCGUACGUCUGUGCGUGCGUCCAUCCGUGCGUGCGUCCAUCCGUGCGUAGGUCCGUCUGUCCGUCCGGGCAAUGGCGGAUGGAGAGGCCGCCGUGUCUUGCGGAGUGGGACAGCGGCGAUGGGGGCUUAGCAGACUAACAUCCCUCCUGUGCACGUGCAUUUCCUCUGUUUAGCUUGGUACGGAGCCCUCGCCAUGGAUCCAGAGAAAACGUUGACAUUCUGCCUCGGGCUGAAGGCUGAGGAGAUGACCAUAUCACUGCAGGGGCUGGAUGGAACGGAGGCUGCUACGGUGGCUGUGUCUCAGAAGGAGGUUGACAUGCGCACAGUCAAUAAGGUGGUGAAGCAGCGCGGGGCUUCUGGUAGCCUGCCUGUGCUCAGUCCCAAGUACUGUCCCGGGGUGAACAACAGUCCAGGGUACCUGUGUGAAACGGGCCACUGCUGCGGAGAGACGGGCUGCUGCACCUACUAUUAUGAACUGUGGUGGUUCUGGCUGCUGUGGACGAUGCUGAUCCUCUUCAGCUGUUUCUGUGCUUACCGGCACCGCCGGGCAAAGCUGAGGAUCCAACAGCAGCAGAGACAGAGGGAGAUCAAUCUGAUCGCCUAUAACGGAGCCUGUAACUACCCUUCCUCCAUGCUGGACCUCAGUUUUCUGGCUUCCUUCAAGUUGCCCUCCUACGAGGAGGUGGCGGCGCAGCCCAGCACCCCUCCUCCGCCUUACAGGUCUGUCUUCGCCCUGCAGGGAGUUGCCAUGGGGGGCCCCAGCUCCCCUUACCCCCACCAUCACCACCACCGUCACCCCUGCCCUCCAUACCUGGGCCCGGGUCCCAGCGGCCCAACUUCCUCCCAGAGCUCCGACACCUACACCAGCUGCUCCUGCGAGUCCUGCUCCCUCACCUCCCCCUGCAGCACCUCCUUCUCCGUCCAGGUCACUGACGAGACGUAUGACAGUAGCCACAUCUCCACACCCAGUGAGGCCGGGGUCGACGGUGCGCUCAUGUCGAGGCUCGGGUCCAACUUCGCGACCACCUCCACCCCAGCACCUCCACCACAGGUCGCACCUGAUGCUGUUCCCGGAGCCGCUCCAGAUGUUGUAGCGGCGCAGAGACGGGCCUCUGGCGGCGCCGAAGGAGUGCCGUCUCCGGCUCCAGCUCUCUCUCUUCCUUUCCACCCUCGCCCUUCUCUCCUCCCGCUCUCUCCCCUCAUUCUGUUAUCUUCCAUUCCUUCCGGUCAGGUCCACCCUCUGGUCCUCUCAGACCCGCUCGGAGCCGUAGCCAUUCACAGAGAGAGAGAAGAAGAGGCUCCACUGUGUGGUCCAGCUCCCAGGUCCACUACGUCUCCCCCAAAACAGGCCCUUUUCUCAUCAAAUGUGGCGGUUUUCACACAUUGCAGCAACAAAGAAGAGGAGGAGGAGGAGGAGGAGGAAGAAGAAGAGGACGAGGAGGAGGAUCAUUUUCGCCAUCGGCGGCUAACGGGGGAUUCGGGCAUCGAAGUGUGUCGCUGCCACGUGAAGAGAGAGGAACAAGAGAGUGAGGAACCCCAGAAGGAGCCUUUGGGGAGAGGAGGAAACGAGGCCGUGAAGGAAGAGGAGGGCGCGGACACGCUGCACGACAGCGCCGACUGUUCCCUCAGAGCAAAGGCCUCCGCCGCGUCACCGCCUCGCGCCCGCGUCUCUCCCUCUCUCCCGAGCAUCGGCCGGAAGGCAGGUGGGGCCGCCAGCGCCGCCGACACCUCGUAGGCUCGCAGCCUUUGAGAUGAAGUCCCAAAGGAGGAAAAAGUGAAGUGUUUUUCAGGAGACUCGUAGGUGAAAGAGCUUGCAGGUCUUACUUGAAAUGGUUCGGGGGACGGGAGGUUUAAUGGAUUCUCGUUGUUUCUGUGUUCAAGUGAGAAACUCCAAGUGCAGGCGACACCUGAAAGUUUAACUUUGUGGGUGGUGGUUAAUCUAUUCAUGGUUUUUGGGCAGAGGAAUAUCUUUUCUCUUAAGGAAUGAGAUGCUAAUAAAUGGCUUCUUCUCUGUUUCCAUUUUGCCACAUGCAUAGCAAAUUCGGUUCGACCCGUGGCUCCGUGGCAACGUCCAGCCGUCCCUCUACAAUUUUAGCUACUUGGGAUCCCAACCUGUGGGUCACUAAAUUAAUCAGAGGGUGUUUUGCCCCAUACAAUAUGUAUUGGAGUCACAACAUUUUUAUUUUAAAGGGUCUCAUAACGUAAAAGUUGAGAAAAACCAAGUCACAUAAAUCAGCAGCAUCGAACGAGACUGUUUAUUAGACUUACUUUUGUUUAUCGAUACAAAUAGGAAAAUAAUCACAGAGCAAUUCCUUUUUCAAAUGUGCAGCUCCGACUCACCGCGUCUGGACCAUGUUGCAUUAUCCUGAUUCACUUUGUUCCAUCUCUUGGAAGAGGUUCACAACCAUUGAACGGGACUUUGGUCAGCCUGUGACCUUUUUGUUGUCGUGGGGGUGGAAGUUUUGCAUUCACCAGCCUACUUCUCUCUGUUUUAGAGGAAAUGAGAAGGAAACGAUUCAAACGGAUCCAAGAGGUGUUUGUUGUCUGCAUUGUGUCUUAUGUUGCUCCCUGGAAGAAAAGGGGGGUGCAAACAUGAAUUGAAAUGUGUGGGUGGCAAAGCUUUACAAUGGUCCUAUGAUUAUACGUCGUUGUUUGAGACUGUUACGUGCUUAUGCCGUUCAAUGAAAUGACUGUUUGACUUUGGGUUUGAUGUGUUUGAACAAGUUUCUGGGUGGUCGUUGCCAGUUUUUUUUUUUUCGCAAGGCAACUUAAAUCGGAUUCCUCCGCGGAUGGACUGUUGCAGAAACACAAAGCCUAAUCGCUGAUUAUGAAUGUAAAAGGUUAUGCAUCAAAAUUUGUACACUUCAAUUGUUUACGGAUCAUUUUUAUAGCUCGACGGAGGACCUCUGGAGAAGCGCCGCGGCGAGGCAACACAAUCUGCCGGCUGUGGCUUUUAAGAAGACACUGUUAAAUGAAGUUCCCAAUGGAAUGUCUGUCUGUCGCGUUUUGCUAUUGAAAUAUCAAAGGGGAAAACGUAAAAUGUACGAGGUUGUGGUUUUGAGUCAGAGCAAUAGAUACAGCGGUGGCUUGAGAGGUGGUCACUUCUGAGAGUUUGAUGCUUUUCUCUAAAUGUAUCCCGGGUUUAUCCUGACUUUGUACGUGAAAUAAUAUGUCAGCUGAUCCUGUUUUUCCGCAGUGGGAAUCGCACACAUGUCUCGUAAUUUACUCUGAAGCAUAGAAGAAGAUUUCGAUAAUGAGAACGUGUCCACUCCCAUUUUUGCACAUGUUUGUCUCACUGUAGCUGUUGUGAGACAAGUGUCUCUGUAGUAAAUUGAGGCCACCUUAGUGUCCUUGGCUACGUGCAAAGCCAAUGUAAUUGUCUCUAUGGUAACGUGGACAGAAAGCGAUGCCUCGGUUUAAUACCUUUGUUUGUCACUAACAAAUAUCGGGUGUUUAGGGAGCGUGAGCAGGUUUCGGUUGGCGAUGAAGAUCAUUUAGACAUCCCUCCGACCCACAGCUGGUUGACGCCCUGAAGGGAGAUAGUUCACUCGCUGAACAUAUCAACAUAAAACCUUUUCGGCUACUGUACAUUUCUUGGCUAAAGAUUGCACAGUUAUUUUCCUCACUAGUUCUAGCUACUAUAUGUUUAUCAAAGUGUAUGGUGCCUAGAUGGAAAUAGACUUUCUGGCAUUCUAUAGUUCACUGCUGCUAUGCGAGUGUGUGUGUGUGUGUGUGCGUGUGUGUUUUCUGUAAAUUGUGUAAAGUCGUACGUCAAAAGGGGAAACAUUUUAUAACAGUGCUUAGCAGUCUCUUUAUAAAAUAUACACAGUGCGUAAGUACAUGUGAGACUCGCAAAAAUAGUAUUUAGCAAUAGUGUUCACACUUUUUUCCUUACUCUAGUUCAUGCUAGUUGAUAGGAAACAAACUGUUGUGAGAAGACAUUUACCUCUUUAGCAUUGAUCCGUGAGCUGUGCUGGGCGAAGACCCUCGAUUGUACAUAUCGCUUCAUUUUCGAUGCCUUUGUUUUGAGGUUUCUCCCAAGUGCAAACUCUGAUGAUCGGUUUUACUUUGCCCCGGUUUGUGUCCUUUAUUUAUUGUCAUUACACUUGGCUCACAGAGGUAAAGAGAUAUUCUGGAGCUAUUUCCAUCUGAACACCUCUGUUAAGAGUUUGAUAUUAGAGUUUGACGCCAAUUUUCCAAUUGCAACUCUGUUUCUUAUUCUACAAGGAAAUUGUGUUGGGAAAACAUUUGUCCUUUUUAUGACACGAGUCAUGCACUUUUUUAAUGUGUUCUUUUUGCUACAUUGAUCUUCCUUUCUUUUUCUGCUUUAUACCUUCUUGCAAAUGCAUCUCUUUGGUCUUAAAAGAUAUCUUCUUGUUCAUAUUGAGGACAAAUGUGUUGCCGAUUCAACAAUAUACAGGAGGGAAACAAUAUGUUUGGCAGCUGGAUUUGGGGAAAAUAUAAAGCGAGUUCCCUUUUCUUAUACAUCAUACGCACUAUGAUGAUUUUUUAGUAACAAUUUCAGUUCACGUUUAGAACAUCUAUUACGAAUGGAAGAGUUAUCCACUUUUAUGUUGUACGUGUUUUGUCAGUGACUUUUAACAACAAUUUAACUGCAGAAAUGAAGGUCUUCAAAGUGUAAUUGUAAAGAUUACUUAUUUAUUUUUUGGGGCCUUUUUUUUACAGCAACUGGAUCUAGUCUUCAUGAAUUUGUAGUAUAAAGUUGGACAUAAUACAAAGUGUCAUUCUACAAUAAUAAACAUAAUCAUGAAUAGCUUCUAAAGAGAUUAAUAUAUAUUGUGCAACAUCAUUGCAAUGACUAUAGUUUUAUCCAAAGGAUAGUUUUCUUUGGAUUCUGAAUGUGUUGUUAAAUGACCUUAUGGAUUUUGAAAAUAUCGAGGUUUGACUUGAAUGUAAUCCUAACACAUGUGGCACAAACAGUCUAGAUUUACCCUGGCAAUGAUUUUACAUUGAAGCCAAACUGAUCGAUGUGCUCUGAUAUUCUUUACAGUACAGACUAAACGCCCAACUCAACACUCAUUGCCACAGAAGGCCAAGGCCUGAUUUAAGACUGUUACCUCGCUGAGUUUUGACUGCAAAGGACUGUUUACUACUCCUUAUCAAGAUAGUAACUACUCUAUAUUUCUAUUGACUUUCAUUUUGUAAAGCCAAGAAUUAAAGAAUAAAAAAGAAAAACGGGCCCAUCUUGGAACGGCUGAAAUCGUUUUGCCAGGAAAAGUAACUUCACCUGUUUAGGGAAUAUAUUUGUUGUUCCUAUUCCUCCUGCAGCUAUGAGACCGCAGGAUUUAUAGAAGUAUCUUUAUGUGAUCGUAUGUGACAUAGUUCAGAUUAUUACUGCUACAGAUCGUGGUGUUCUUUGAGGGUAUCCUAGUGCAAUUCUACCUGCAGCCCUUCAGUGUGUUGUACGCAUGAGUGAGAGAGUUAUUGUCGGCCCUGUUGUUGUGGUGUUGAAUAAUUGUUGCUUAUUAUGAGGCCAAAGUUGAUUGUUGUUGAUAUUUGUCAAUAUAAAAAUCCAAACAUUUUUAUUUCAUCAUGACUAUCGUGUUAAUUUUGUACCUUGGUGUGUAAAAUAGAGAUGUGUGAUGCAUACGUUGAUGUAAAAUCCUUGAGAUGCUCUUACAUUUUUAUAUAUAUUUGUUUGGUUUCACACACUCCAGAAUGUUGCGUUGUAUUUAGGUUUCCUCAAUUUUGAGAUUUUUCAUUGAUAUUCAUUAGGAAUCUACCAUACUGCCAUUGAUAACUGUUCUACUUUAUUCAACAAAAACUGUGGAUUUUGUGUCAAAAUAAAUGCUAACAAGUGUU
Molecule: messenger RNA, 6001 nt
Organism: Pungitius pungitius (ninespine stickleback)
Lineage: Eukaryota; Metazoa; Chordata; Actinopteri; Perciformes; Gasterosteidae
Product: proline-, glutamic acid- and leucine-rich protein 1-like
Exons: 6
Coding region: 372-1913 (513 amino acids)
Source: RefSeq, a predicted model, not a curated record